This is a messenger RNA of Chelonia mydas (Green sea turtle), 2259 nucleotides long. RefSeq names its product factor interacting with PAPOLA and CPSF1 (gene FIP1L1). Gene Ontology annotation, cellular component: mRNA cleavage and polyadenylation specificity factor complex. Gene Ontology annotation, molecular function: RNA binding. The record is from RefSeq and is a predicted model, not a curated record. NCBI's taxonomy places the organism in Eukaryota, Metazoa, Chordata, Testudines, Cheloniidae. The transcript has 19 exons. The coding region runs from base 192 to 2084 and encodes 630 amino acids.
GCGGGGGGAGGGGAAGCGCUGAGCUAGCGAGCGAGCGAGCGGCGGCUCCUCGGCGGGGGAGGGGCGGGCGCUGCACACACCGGCCUCCGGCGCUCGGAGCUCCUCGGCUGCCGCUAGAAGCGCCUGCGGGGCCCGCGCGGGGAGCCUGCGCGGCGGGCGCCUGUGUCUGCGCUCGGCAGGGGCCGGCGGCUAUGUCGACCGGCGAGGUGGAGCGGCUGGCGGCGGACCUGAGCGGGACCGGCGGGGAUGAGGAGGAGGAGUGGCUCUAUGGCGAUGAAAAUGAACCAGAGAGACCAGAGGAACAAAAAGCUAGUGCUCCACCUCCUUCUGCAAAUGAAGAGGAAGCUGCUGAAAAUGGUGUAGUGAAAACGAAGGUGACAGAGGCUGAGGAUGACAGUGACAGUGACAGCGAUGAUGAUGAGGAUGAUGUUCAUGUCACCAUAGGAGAUAUUAAAACAGGAGCUCCACAGUAUGGCUAUGGAACAGCUCCUGUGAAUCUCAACAUCAAGACAGGAGGUCGAGUUUAUGGAUCUUCUGGUGCAAAAGUCAAAGGAGUUGAUCUUGAUGCACCAGGAAGUAUUAAUGGUGUUCCACUGCUGGAAGUAGAUUUAGAUUCUUUUGAGGAUAAACCUUGGCGAAAACCAGGUGCUGAUCUUUCAGAUUAUUUCAAUUAUGGGUUUAAUGAAGAUACCUGGAAAGCUUACUGUGAAAAACAAAAGAGGAUACGAAUGGGACUCGAAAUUUUACCAGUUACCUCAACUACAAAUAAAAUUAUGGCCGAAGACAAUUCUAUGGAAGUAACACCAGGUGCAGAGAUUCAAGAUGGCAGAUACAAUCUUUUUAAGGUACAGCAGGGCAGAACUGGAAAUAUGGAGAAGGAGGUGGCAGUGCAAUUGACCAAAGCUGAGUUUACAUCUCCUCCCCCACUGUUCAAAUCAGGAAUCCCAACAAACAGUUAUCAAAUGGUCCUGAAGAGCAAUUCUGCUGGCAACUCAAAAAACCUGAAGGCAUUUUAUCAUAGUAUCGUAGACGUUACAGAUGAUGGCAGUGGAAAUGUAUUGAGUCAUCCAGUCCCACUCUUCCCCAAUUCAAGAAACAGCACCUCUUCUCAGUCACAGACAAGCACUGCUUCCAGAAAAGCCAGUUCAGGCAUCGGGAAGUGGCAGGAGCGAUAUGGGAGGGCCGAAUCACCUGAACUAAGGAGAUUGUCUGGUACAAUAGAUGUGAUUGGACAGACCAUCACUAUCAGCAGAGUGGAAGGAAGGCGGCGAGCCAAUGAAAAUAGCAACAUACAGGUUCUUUCAGAAAGAUCCAGUGGUGAUGUAGACAGUUUUACCAAGCCACCUCCAUUUUUCCCUCCAGGAGCUCCACCUACCCACCUUCCACCCCCUCCUUUCCUCCCACCCCCUCCAACUGUCAGUACUGCUCCUCCUCUGAUUCCCCCACCAGGUAUACCAAUAACUGUGCCACCACCAGGUUUUCCUCCCCCACCUGGAGGUCCGCCACCUUCUCUUAUACCAACAAUAGAAAGUGGACAUUCCUCUGGCUAUGACAGCCGCUCUGCUCGUGCAUUUCCGUUCACCUUUCCGCACCUUGCAGGUUCUGCUCCUUCGUGGCCUAGUCUUGUGGACACCAGCAAACAGUGGGAUUAUUAUGCACGAAGAGAGAAAGAUAGGGAACGAGAGAGAGAGAGAGACCGAGAGAGGGAUCGGGAUCGUGAUCGUGAUAGGGAACGAGAACGUACCAGAGAGAGAGAGAGGGAACGUGAUCACAGCCCAACUCCAAGUGUUUUCAACAGUGAUGAAGAACGAUACAGGUACAGAGAAUAUGCCGAAAGAGGCUAUGAGCGUCACAGAACAAGCAGAGAGAAAGAGGAACGACACAGAGAAAGGAGACAUAGAGAAAAAGAAGAGACUCGACACAAAUCAUCUCGAAGUAACAGCAGGCGUCGUCAUGACAGUGAAGAAGGGGACAGCCACAGGAGGCACAAACACAAAAAAUCCAAAAGAAGCAAAGAAGGAAAAGAAGCUAGUGGUGAACCUGCCCCUGAACAGGAAACCACUGAAGCUGCUCCAGUGGAAUAGGCAUGUGUGAUAUUUGCCUACUUGCAUAUACUAGUGCCAGAAAUAGAUUACUAUAAAUCUUGUUAUUUUUCUGGGUAUUAAAGAAAUUUUGCUCUUAAUCUUGUUCUGUUAGUACAAAAUAUAAGGUUAAUUUGUUUUUUGAAAAUAAAAGAGUGAAUUUUUCAUGUUAAGUUAA